Molecule: messenger RNA, 2668 nt
Organism: Actinia tenebrosa (Australian red waratah sea anemone)
Lineage: Eukaryota; Metazoa; Cnidaria; Anthozoa; Actiniaria; Actiniidae
Product: neuropeptide FF receptor 2
Biological process (GO): G protein-coupled receptor signaling pathway
Cellular component (GO): plasma membrane
Molecular function (GO): neuropeptide Y receptor activity
Source: RefSeq, a predicted model, not a curated record
GUCUACAGGAAUCUAUCUUUUUUGCCUCGGCUAUUCCAUGGCGUACAAUCAAGGGGGUAGCUUUGCUCUAUGAAUGCUAAUUCAAAGUGGUCUACGAAGAACACCGCUUGUCAGCUGCUUUUAAAUGCAAACCCAAGAGUUAAAAGCAAAUUGAAAAAAGGCGAUUUCCGUGCAUUGUAGAGAAUUACAAAAUGACUGUGUUAAUAGCCAUGAACCCCUAGUCAGUACUACAACUGGAUGUUUCUUACUGACCUAUAGCAGCUGAGGGAGAUAGUGGAAAUACGUGCUGCCUAUCCGAAGGACUGAACAUCCCAUCCAUGUUGGCACAAUACGGACGCUACUCGACACACGAAAAACACAGUUAACAAAAUCUACAAACCAAGCAACCGAAGAAUAAAAGAGGGCGAACACUUGAAGAGAAAAUCUUCUGGGUCUCCAAGGCUUAUUUUUACAAGAGGAAAAUUGAGAUUUUUUUGGAGGAGAAAUAACGGCGUUAAUACUACUGUUUAUCUGGAACUUUCUGAUUUACUUAUCCAAUGAUUUACCAGCAGAAAUAAUACACCUGGAAUAUAUAGUAUCGUGCCCCGGAAACACACAGUCUUUUUCUUGUCAGAACUCGCGUAUUUUUGCGUCGUUGGGAAGUCGAUUACUUAAACCGUAAGGGAGCCAUAAACACAAGAUUUUGUUGCUCGGUUAAGGUUUGGCAAAAAGAAGUGCGGAGUGACUGGGUGAUAUAAUCACUGUUUGUAUUUGGUGACAAGAUCUUAGCGCGGAAGUCACUAGAUUAUAAAACUGAACUCAAAACGGUUUGUCAAGACCCAAGGAGCCGGCUGUUCAGCUACUGGAUAAGGGUAGAAUUUCUCAGUGCAAGAACGGUCAGUGCUUGACAUUUUACUCUUGUACACAAGCCAGUCAUGACUGGAAUCCCAGGCAAUAAUUCUACAGGUUCUUUAGUACCACAGAAUCCAUUUCAUUUUGAGUUUAUCCCUUGGGCAUUUUUUAACAUUUUAGUAAUAGUUUGCGGAGCUUUAGGCAAUAUAUUGGUUGUACUGGCGUACAGGAAUCCGAGGAUGAAGACCGUUACUAACCUCUUUAUUGCAAAUCUUGCAUUUGCCGACCUGAACGUCGUUCUAAUCAACGUGCCGAUGAACAUCUUAAAAACCGGACUAGAAACAUGGCCGUUUGGUGGGGCUAUAUGCAAGAUCGUGACAUCUUUACUUGCGAUCACAUUGGCUGCCUCUGUGGGUUCUCUUAUAGCCAUCGCUGUAGAUCGCCAUCGAGCUAUAGUACAUCCACUCAAACCACGAAUGCGUACAAGACAUGCUUUCUACAUCAUCAUAGCUAUAUGGAUAUCAGCAAUAGCUUUAGCAACUCCUUUGUUAGUCUUCUCUAAAGUUAAUAGCCAGGGGUGUCUCGAGGACUGGCCGUCCGGCACUGUGAAUUGGCAGCAAGUAUAUUCAGUGUUACUCUUCGUUACCAUGUAUGUCCUACCCCUAGGAACUAUGAGCGGCCUAUACUUAAUGAUCUACCUUAACCUCAUGGAGAAAAAGCCACUGCAAAAAAGUGCCCACCGUGCUCGUGUCAGCGUCGUGCGCAUGCUCAUUAUGGUGAUCGUAAUAUUUGCACUUUGUUGGCUACCAUUUCACGUCAUGAUCAUUGCUAUUGACUUAAAAAACUCAGAUGAGCCUACAUUUUACGCCAUGUGUUUUGCUCUCUGGCUAACCACGGCCAACAGUUCCUUCAACCCCAUCAUAUACGCUGUUUUUAAUUUGAACUACAGGCGGGAGUUUGCUCGGAUUCUAACUUGUGGGACUGUUAAUGUUGGCAAGUAUUUGGGCUGUGAUACUUCCAUAGAUGACCCGAGGUCGCAUUUCAGCAGGGCUACGUUCAAUAAAUCACAGUCGCAGCCGUUGGCACUCGUGUCUAAGGUCAACGGAGGAAAUGGGAAGGUUUAUGUAGAAAAUAAAGAAGAAGAAAGGGGCUUUCUUGAAAGAAAAGAAAUCAAUGGGAAUAACUAUGGAGACGUUAGAAAUACCUAUGAAACUUCUUCUCGUACACAAGGAGAACCGGGCGGGAGCUGUGAUCAAGGGCAUGUUUACGAAUCGUGCUGUUAAGUAUGACCCUCACGCAAGAUGCAACAUUGAAUACUGUUGGGAUAAUGGUGAGAAAAAAGAUCAUAGGAUCCAAGCCAGCUACGACUCAUCCAUGACAUGAACUUGUAAAAAGUGGUACAAAAAUUGCUUACAAGGCCAGAUGCAAUAAUAAAAAAAACCCACUACGAGAUGCAAAAAGGUUGCGUUAAGACGCCAAAUAGUGCAAGAAAGGAUCAAAAUGUCCUAAACAGCUAUGUUUCUACCAAAGUGCAAAAAAAGAUGUCGAUAAAGUGUCAUAAAGGACAAGAAAACUACGACCAACCUUCUGAAUAUAUGCAGGGGGUGAAGGGCUGUGGAUAGCCUUAAUAGGGCUUGAAAAAGCCAAUCAUUAAGUGGACACUUCCGCAUGAAAUGAAGAUGGAAUGAAGUAUUCCAGCUGAUUUGUUUUGAUAAGGAUAACUGAGACGUACUGCACACUAGAUGAUGGACACGUGUAGUAACUAGAAAAGGACACUGUACACAACUGAGACGUACUGCACACUAGAUGAUGUACACGUGCAGUAACUAGAAAAGGA